AUGCAGCCGCAUCUUGGUCGGCAAGGGAGACUUGGCCCUAGAGUACUGGUGACUACUGGAGAAAAAUCGCCGCGUGCUCUGCGACCCAAGCAUACCCCCUUGUGCACUUCCCAUGCGGUGUUUGGACAACGGCAAGCCACCAUCCCUGCAGCGUUGUAUAAUAAGCGCCUACUCUCAACGGAUCACCCGGCCUUUGGGACAAAAAAAGCAUUUCCAUCCGACGGGCCCUUUAAGGGCCCUAUAAGCAUAUCAGGCUUUUUCCUAGCAGUCGAUCCCAAUUUUGCAGCGGGACCAAACGACCGAAUGAACCCGAACGCUCAAAUAACGGUACGAGAUAGCGAGGGACAGAUGUCACGGGUCCGUUAUCGCUGUCAUUUAGAGUCAUGCACGGGUAUGAAGUUAGAGGCACUCAUAAGACUCCAGGUUGGGUGGAUAUCGCCGAAGGUGACCUUCUCUUGUAUUCCGGAUGUCAUAUUCCUGGGAAAGGGGUUUGACGUAAGUAUUCCGUUCCUUAUCCACUUUACAAUGGUGUCGGUGCUGGACGAGCACGGUGAUCGCACUGGUAGUUUUCUCUACUUUAGCGGAACCCCCAUGCUUGGUUUCUCGGCAGGCUUCACGCGAAUCAAAAGAGGAAAACUGGUGUUAAACCCAUCGAAACGAGUGGACCCUGCGGAGGGGUCAAAGCAGUUCGUAGGCAAGGUUCACGUCAGGCAAUUAGGCUUCGUCUUCCUUAAAUGUCUCACAUACGCUGUGUGUUUUAUUGCAUGUGUACCUGCCUCGCAGAAGGUUCUUCAGUGCAUGCUGCCCGAUCCGUUUCACCGACACAGUGAAAAGUCUGUUUGA
This is a messenger RNA of Trypanosoma grayi, 843 nucleotides long. RefSeq lists its product as hypothetical. NCBI's taxonomy places the organism in Eukaryota, Euglenozoa, Kinetoplastea, Trypanosomatida, Trypanosomatidae. The transcript has a single exon. The record is from RefSeq and is a predicted model, not a curated record. Bases 1 to 843 code for a protein of 280 amino acids.